Messenger RNA from Bradysia coprophila, 2051 nucleotides. RefSeq names its product clavesin-2-like. The record is from RefSeq and is a predicted model, not a curated record. NCBI's taxonomy places the organism in Eukaryota, Metazoa, Arthropoda, Insecta, Diptera, Sciaridae. Gene Ontology annotation, cellular component: membrane. Gene Ontology annotation, molecular function: phosphatidylinositol bisphosphate binding.
UUCGAUGUAUAUAUUAUACAGUCAGCGUUUCGAUUCGGUUGUAUAUGGACAUGGAGUUAAGCAUUUCGUUCAUGAUAGACUCUUGUAUAUCCGGCCGUACUCUGUUGAAUAUGAAUUUCAUUGUGUCGGUGUUUUAAGUCAGAAAAGAAUGACCGAGCUCCAGUUCGUUUCGUAAUUCAGUUUAUAGGCAUUGGAGUUACUGUUCUUUUAUUUUGCUUUGUUUUUCUUUGGUCAAAAUCGUGAUAAUUUAACCAAAAUGUAUGUGUAACUAUAUGUUCGGACUGGUAAUAUUCAAAGUUGAAUGAAUUCAUAUUGCAUCUCUGUUGUCUUAACAAAAAAGAGUUUCAAGAAUCGGUUGGUCGUCAUAUUGUUUACUCAUCGAAUGUGUUAAAAUCGAGCAAGGUGUUCACCAAGUGCCUUUAUAACAAGCAUUUAAUUAUAGAGAAUAUUCUCAGAAGAAAACGCCAUCAAAAAUAACGAACAUAAAAACGAACUCUCAUCAAACCGUUUACGUAUACGUUCCUACGACAAUAUAUGCAACACAUGAUUUCCACGGAUAAAAAGAUAAACAAAAAUCGAUAAAAAACUUAAUCGUACAUAAGCUGGACACACAAAUAUCAAGAUACACAGAGAAUGUCUGGAUAUUUUGAAUAUCAAUGGAAUGGUCGACAUGACCGAAACUUUGGCGAUAUUUUAUCCGACAAAAAUUGCAAAACAUUCAACUACAAUGAGCCGAGCGAUCGCAGUAAGGCGCUGAUAGCAUUGAAGGAUAUGAUUGGUGCUAGUGUUGAUUUUGCACUAAAAGAUAAGUCUUGCGGCGAGGACGACGAGUUCUUGUUUCGAUUCUUGUUUGCCAAAAAGUUUAAAAUCGACGAGGCGUUCAAGUUGUUAAUAAACUACUUAGACUAUAAACAGCGGAAUGGGGAGAUUUUACAGAAAAUGUCUGCAUUAGACGAGCAAAUACAAAUGGCCCUAAGAGAUGGAUAUCCGGGAGUAUUACCCGAACGAGACAGACGUGGUCGAAAGGUUAUUGUGUUCUUCACUUCCAACUGGAAUCCGAAUUCAUAUUCGCUGGUAACAGUAUACAGAGCCAUGCUAUUGUCACUGGAAAAGUUGUUAGAAGACAAACAAAAUCAGGCCAACGGAUUUGUGGCCAUUGUUGACUGGACCAAUUUUUCGAUGAGACAGUCGACACACCUAAACCCAAAAAUCUUAAAGCAUUUUAUCGAAGGAUUGCAGGAUUGUUUCCCGAUCCGAUUCAAAGCCAUCCAUUUCGUUGGCCAGCCCUGGUACGUUGAAGCAGCCCUAGCCGUUAUCAAACCUUUUCUGAAGGAGAAAACACGCGAUCGGAUCAUUUUGCAUGGAAGCAACCUAUCCACGUUACAUGAUUGCAUUACGAAGGAUAUACUACCGACAGAGCUCGGCGGUGAAGGGAAAUCAAUCAAUCCAUUGGAUUGGGUGCACACGCUAUUGGAAAGCAGUCAGUCGAUGAACGAACAGCAAUCGUAUCGAUUGACUCAAUGUACCAUUUACUCGAAGCCACCGCAAGAUUACAUUAGGAAUACCACUUGUCUAUUGCAGCAAGACGAAUGGCACACGGCGACGUAACAGAGGUCCGUAUCGUCGGAGGGUGUGUUUUAAGAAUCUCUUACGAUGAACUAUUUAGAAAGUCGCAAAAGCUUUAAUCGAUUUAAGGAAAAAAGUUUUUAAUUUUUUCUACCAAAACCAAGACAAUAAUCGUGUGAUGGAAAAGAAAAUACAAAAUCUUUCUGCACAAUCUAACAACUAGACAUUAAGAUUCGAGUGCUUCCUCCCCAUGAAUGUUAUUUUCUUAUCAAGAAGAGGGGUUUGACGAUCAUGGAAAUUGUUUUUUUUAAGUGGAAUUUGAGAUCCAUUGUCUUCAUAGUUUUUAAAGUAACAAAAGGUGUGAUGCCGUCCUAAACAGUAACGUUAAGUUUUAGCUGACACACGCAAUUGACGAGACUUUCAAAUUUGUUAAUAAGUAAAGCUACAGAGAACAUUUAAGAACAAUAAAUUUUAAUAACAAGAUU